AUGGCCCCUCCGAUGGUUCUCCUCGACCGCGAGAUUGAGUUCCGCCCCGACCCCGACCUGCGGGGAUUCUGGGGCGAUAGAGGGCCACAAACCCGCGAUGCCAUGACCAUGAGCGAUCAAGUCAUGGAGUACCUGCGGACCUUCAAGGCCCGCGCGGUCGUCCACGAUCCGCCGAAACCCUCCUUCCUCGACAUACUGGUGCCGCCGCUAUCCGACCCGCUCCCGCCGCCAUACAUGGGCCUGGACUCGGGCCGCAUCUCCAGCACGGACAAGAACCUGGUCGCCCUCUACGCCGGCGGGUACCGCCCAGGCUCUAGUUUGCCCGGAGGCUAUCUCAUCUACGACGCCUGCAACGACUCCCUCUCCGUCAUCCCCCGGCUCCCCGACGACGACUCCCAGAAAGCCUUGGGGCACCAGUCGGCAGUCGUCAUGUGCGACUCCCAAGGCCAAGGGGACGGCUACCUUCUCGCCGAGCUCGUGGUUCCAGGACUGUCCCGAGCCGAGGUCUGGCUGUGGAAGUCAUCCGCCUCAGAAUGGGCCUUGCUGUCCGGGAGCCAUCCCCUUCCAUCCAGAUCCAGCAGCUUCUCCGUUGACUCGUGCUUCUCUUAUCGGGGCUCUACCCUUUGCUGGGUGGAUCUCUUCCAGGGCAUCUUGCUCUGUCAUCUCAACCAAGACUACUGCAACAGCAAGUUCAGCUUUAUUCACUUGCCACCAGAUUGUCCAACCUAUGAUGUGGACAACCCCGACUAUCCAGACAGCGCCCGCUCAGAGGAGUCCCGUUCUGUCGCCUGUGUUUGUGACCACAUCAAGCUCAUCGCCUUGGAUGAAUGUGGAUUGGAACUCAUCGUCUGGACUCAGUCGCCUCAACUCUCAGGCUGGACCAGAACCUCCAAGUACAAUGUUGAACAAAUCUGGGCAAACGUCAACUACAUGUCUGCUGGUUUGACCAAGCUUGCUCUGUCGCUCCCUGUCCUGAGCAUCCAUCAAGACGAUGUUGUCUUCUUAGUCGUAAAUGAUGACUUGGUGGUGGACCGUCGACUAGUGCGUGAAAUCCAGUAUUUGCUUCGUGUCGACAUGAAGAAUAACCAUGUCCAGGUCUAUCCACAGCCUACAUGGUCUAUUUAUUCCCAGCUCUUGGCCAGUGAGUUCAGUGUGUACCGACGACAGGAUCACCCGGUACUACCACCACCACCACCACCAAGCAUACUUUCGUUUGCAUACUACUGUCAUUUUAUUUAUAUAUGUUCACUGUCACUGAAUAUGCUUUCAUUUGCAGGCAUGCAACUGUAUUAA
Messenger RNA from Triticum turgidum subsp. durum (durum wheat), 1293 nucleotides. Lineage: Eukaryota; Viridiplantae; Streptophyta; Magnoliopsida; Poales; Poaceae. The record is from the annotation of a GenBank genome assembly.